This is a messenger RNA of Lathyrus oleraceus (garden pea), 890 nucleotides long. Its product is annotated as actin-depolymerizing factor 5. The transcript is spliced from 3 exons. NCBI's taxonomy places the organism in Eukaryota, Viridiplantae, Streptophyta, Magnoliopsida, Fabales, Fabaceae. Gene Ontology annotation, cellular component: actin cytoskeleton. Gene Ontology annotation, molecular function: actin binding. The record is from RefSeq and is a predicted model, not a curated record. Bases 112 to 543 code for a protein of 143 amino acids. Gene Ontology annotation, biological process: actin filament depolymerization.
AUUUAUAUAUAGAAUAGACAUGAGUCCCAUUCCUUUAAAUUUGUGUCAACCUUUAUAAAAAUAAAGACAGAGAAAGUAAGAAAGAAGAAAAAAAAAAGUAAGCAGAUAACAAUGGCGAUGGCUUUCAAAAUGGCUACUACUGGGAUGUGGGUAACUGAAGAGUGCAAGAGCUCUUUCAUGGAGAUGAAGUGGAAAAAGGUGCAUAGAUACAUAGUUUUCAAGAUCGAUGAAAGGUCGAGGCUUGUGACCGUCGAUAAGGUUGGUGGUCCUGGAGAAAACUAUGAUGAUCUUGCUGCUUCUUUGCCUAACGAUGAUUGUAGAUAUGCUGUUUUUGAUUUCGAUUUUGUCACGGUUGAUAACUGCCGCAAAAGCAAGAUCUUCUUCAUUGCAUGGUCACCAACUGCAUCAAGGAUAAGAGCAAAGAUGCUAUACGCAACAUCAAAGGAUGGGUUGAGAAGAGCUUUAGAUGGAAUCUCAUAUGAAGUUCAAGCAACUGAUCCAACUGAGAUGGGAUUUGAUGUAAUUCAAGACAGAGCCAAAUAGAUUCCCCAUUUAAUCAUGUGCCAAACUAAUCAUCUUACUUUUGUUAUAAUUAUAAUAAUGAUGAUAAUUAUAAAUCAAGUAACUCCAAUCCAAUGACUCUAUGACAUUGUUCUCUUUUUAUGGUAUAGUUUUUUCUUUUAAUUAAAUGUGGAAUUUUGGCACCAUUUUGUGAUGUAAGUGGGGUAUCUAAUCUUGAAUGUUUGUUUAGUCAUAAUAAUAAUUUAUUGUAUAUGGCUGUCGGGUGUAUGAUAAGUUAAGGGCAACAAACCUUUGGUUGUAUUACUUUUUUAUGAGAGAAAUGGAUUAGCUCAACUUUUUCUUAUGUGGAAAGUUGAUGCGUUACCUUA